AGGACCAUAAAAAGGGAAAUUGCAUGUGCCUGUUCUGUGUUUUUAUUUCAUGUUUUCCACAAGGUUCAUGAAUGCAAAAUGAAGCUAUUUCUCCUAAGCUGCUUGCUGGUUUCCUGCUGUUGCCAAGUUGGGGCAGUGAACAGGGAGUACUAUAUUGGCAUUACAGAGACUGUCUGGAACUAUGCACCUGGUGAUGCCAAUGCCAUCUCUGGGCAGCUUUUUGCCGAAGAAGAGCAGGCUGAAGUCUUUCUCAAAAGAGGUCCACACAGGAUAGGAAGAACUUACAAGAAGGCUAUCUACGUUCAGUAUACCAAUCAUUUAUAUGAUGUGAUACUUGACAAACCUUCCUGGCUGGGUUUUUUAGGUCCUAUAAUUAAGGGAGAAGUUGGAGAUUCCAUUACUAUUCACUUGAAAAACUUUGCUUCAAGAAACUACACGCUGCAUCCACAUGGUGUAAGAUACACAAAAGAAAAUGAAGGUGCUCUUUACCCUGACACCACCAAAGAUUUUCAAAAGCGAGAUGAUGCUGUGGAGCCUGGAGGCCAGUACACUUACACAUGGGAUGUGACAGAAGAUCAAGGUCCAGCUAAAGGAGAUGCAAACUGCAUAACCAGGGCUUACCACUCCCACAUAGAUGCUCCAAGAGAUGUUGCCUCAGGGCUUGUUGGGCCUUUAAUAAUUUGCAGGAAAGAUACAAUGAAUAGGGACAGUGAUCAACACUUUGAUGCUGAAUUUAUCCUUAUGUUUUCUGUGGUGGAUGAAAAUCUCAGUUGGUAUCUAGAGGACAAUAUCAGAACAUACUGUUUUGAGCCUUCCAAAGUGGACAAAGAUGAUGAAGACUUCCAGGAAAGCAAUAAAAUGCACUCAAUCAAUGGGUACAUGUAUGGGUACCUCCCAAACCUCACAAUGUGUGUGGAAGAUAAGAUAAAAUGGCAUCUUUUUGGCAUGGGUAAUGAAGCUGAUAUCCAUUCAGCCUACUUUCAUGGACAAACCUUAAUAGAAAGGCAUCAUCGAGUUGACACCAUCAGCCUCUUCCCAGCCACAUUCAUUGAUGCUGUCAUGGUACCAAGGAGCCCUGGAGAAUGGCUGCUCAGCUGCCAAGUGAAUGACCAUAUUGAAGGUGGUAUGCAGGCUCUUUUUAAAGUAGAAGAUUGUAAGAAAUCCACACCAGAUCGCAAUGAGAGUACAAAGAUAAGACAGUACUUCAUUGCUGCUCAAGAGAUCAUCUGGAAUUAUGGCCCAUCUGCAGUGAACCAUUUUACAGGACAAGAAUUAAUCCUUGACAGUGAAUCUCAGAUCUUUUUUGAACAAAGUGGGACAAGAAUUGGCGGCUCCUAUAAAAAAGCAAUUUACAAAGAAUACACAGAUGGUUCUUUCACUGAACAUAGAAAAAGGCUUGCAGAGGAAGCACAUCUUGGACUCCUAGGACCUGUGAUCAAGGCUGAAGUGGGUGAGCGCAUCAGGGUGACCUUCCGGAACAAUGCCAGCCGCCCGUUCAGCAUCCAGCCCCACGGUGUGAGUUACCACAGGAGCGAGGCAGGGGCACGGUAUGGCACUGCCCCCAGAGGUACCGAAUCUCCAGCCUCUCAUGUGAGUCCCGGCACUACAUUUACAUAUGAAUGGGAUGUGCCAGAAGAUGUGGGUCCCACAGACCAAGACCCAGACUGUUUAACCUGGCUUUAUUACUCAGCUGUGGAUGCAGUCAGAGACACCAAUUCUGGCCUUGUGGGUCCUCUCCUGGUGUGCAGGAAAGGAGCUCUGCUUUCUUCUGGGAAACAGAAAAAUGUGAACAUGGAGUUUUUUCUACUUGCCACAGUAUUUGAUGAGAAUCUGAGCUGGUAUUUGGAUGAUAAUAUUUUGAUGUUUACACUAAGUCCUGACAAAAUUGACAAAGACGAUGAAGACUUCCAAGAGUCUAACAAAAUGCACUCCAUUAAUGGUUAUAUGUAUGGAAAUCAGCCUGGUCUUGAGAUGUGUAAAGGAAGUGUUGUUUCCUGGCAUUUGAUGGGCUUGGGUUCAGAAGUUGAUGUCCAUGGGAUAUACUUCUCAGAAAACACAUUUGUAACUAAAGGAACAAGAAGGGAUACAGCAAAUCUGUUUCCACAUACAGUUCUCACAGCUAUUAUGAACCCUGACUCCGAAGGAAUUUUUGAAGUGUCCUGCCUGACAACAGACCACUACACUGGGGGAAUGAAACAGAACUACAAAGUGAAAAAAUGCCAUUGGUGGAAUUCAGAUUUAUCUAUGUAUUUGCAUGAAAAGAUUUACUACAUUGCUGCAGUGGAAGUUGAAUGGGACUAUUCUCCUAACAGGACAUGGGAAUUUGAGCGGCACCAAUACCAUGAGGAAAGCCCUGGCAAUCCGUUUUUAAAUAAAAAUGACAAAUUCAUUGGCUCAAAGUACAAAAAGGUAGUAUAUCGUGAGUACACCGAUCAGACAUUCAGUAUUCCCAAAAACAGAGCAAAGGAGCAGCAGCACCUGGAAAUUCAAGGGCCACUGCUUGUGUCAAAUACUGGAGAUAAAAUUAUAAUAGUUUUUAAGAACUUAGCAUCAAGACCUUAUUCUAUCCAUGCCCACGGAGUGAAAACAGACAGUUCUGUUGUUGCUGUAACUAACCCAGGUGAAACAAAAAUGUAUGUCUGGAAAAUCCCAGAGAGAUCUAGUCCUGAGAAAGGAGAUUCACAUUGUAUUGCAUGGGCAUACCAUUCAACAGUGGACAUUGUUAAGGACACUUACAGCGGAUUAAUAGGCACACUCGUUGUGUGUCGUAGACAUUACCUGCCAUCAUUUCAUACUAAAAAGAAAGUUCAAUUUGCUCUUCUUUUUAUGGUUUUUGAUGAAAAUGAGUCAUGGUACUUGGAUGAAAACAUUAAAACCUAUUCUACCAACCCACACCUUGUCGACAAAGAGGAUGAGGAAUUCCUUGAAAGUAAUAAAAUGCAUGCCAUUAAUGGAAAGGUGUUUGGAAAUUUGCAUGGCCUGACUAUGCAUGUUGGAGAUAAUGUCACCUGGUAUCUGAUGGGAAUGGGCAAUGAGAUAGACAUUCACACAGCACACUUCCAUGGCCACAGCUUUGACUAUAAGCAAACAAGGGUUUACCGGGCAGAUGUCUUCGAUCUGUUCCCUGGGACAUUUCAAACUGUGGAAAUGACCCCACAGAACCCUGGAACCUGGCUGUUACAUUGUCAUGUUACUGACCACAUCCAUGCAGGCAUGGAAACGACCUACACUGUGCUCCCAAAGGAAGGUGGAGAGGUGUAGAAAUGCUACUAUACAAUCCUCCCAUGCAGCUGAAGAGCACUGGCAGAGUUGGUUACAUCCCAGUAAACAACAUUUAAUUGAUCAAGAAUUAAGAGCUUCAAAACUUGCUUGUUUGGUAAGUCUUCACCCAAGACAAGACUACCCUACCUCCAGGGUAAACUGUACAGUCCUCCAUUCUACUGUACAGCCCUCCAUUCUACUGUUACUGCAGACAUUCGGUGGAGUCUACACAGCAUAUCAGGAGGAAGGGGAGUAACCAAAAGUUUCUUUCACCGUAAAAUGCAACUACAAGUCAAACUAUUGAUUUGGACUUUUCAAAGCUUGAAUAGCUCAUGCCCUCAGCAUAAUUUACCUCCUUAUAGGAGUCCAUUUCAUGUUCAUACAUUGUCAGGUCUCCCAUUUUCAGAGCCAAGAAAGCCUUAGUAAGUGUCAGGACCACUGAUGGCAUCAUCUUUUCUACUUUCUGAAGAUACUUCACAGCUGUCAAAGGACAUACGUUUCUCAUGCAGGGACUGCAAAGGAUAUGAGGCAGCUGCACAGGGUCCGUGAGAUAGAAUAUCUGGAGAACUUUAUUUCCUGAUUCCUAUUGAAAUAAAAGCCAUUUGACAGUUUAGACCUUUUCAGAUAUACAGUCUUCUAUGGCAUAUGAAAGUAGUGCCAUUCUGCUGCUGUUUUUGUUUUUUGUGGUUGGUUUGUUUGUUUUUUUUCAAAACAGGCAAGUUCAGCAUAGCUAUCAAACCACAGUGCCUUUCUUGCCUCUCUCCUCCCCACUGGUAGAAGAGAAGGAUUUCUAACUGGUAGUGAUUCAACCCAUUUUCUGGUGUGCCAGGAGAACAUCCACCACCAAAAUGAAUUGUUUUUAGCAAUCUGUGUAAUUUAGCAAUGUUCAAAGAAACAGUUGGUUUUGCUACAGAAAUGAGAGAUGACAGAAAUUUGAGGCAGGGCUUUCCUAAAACAGAAGUGUCUCUGUGCAAGUGGGAACCAGAUCCCUAGCAACAUGCAUCAUGAUAGCCAAAUCUGUAAGAAGUUGCUUGAAAGCAGCCCAAAGCAUCACAGGUGCUGCUUGCUAUGCAACAAAAUUGGGAAAAGAAAAAUAAUGUGAAAAAGAGUAACUGUGAAACUAAAAAAGCAGCUCAGCGUUUUCAAAGGGAAAUUGAUUUAUAUUUGAUACACAGUUCUUAAAAUCAGAACUAAAUCAGCAGAUUACAAAUAAUCCAACUUAUUUCUACCUUACUUAAUUCUUCAUUUGAGUCUUCAUUAAGAGAAUGAGUUAAGUAAAAUAUAAAUCCUCUCUCGUAUGUCUGCAUUUCAUCACCUUCUGAAACUAGUCUCUUUAAAACUUCAGUCAUGGAUAAACCUGACAUUCUGUAGUAUGGCAAAGCAAGGUGGUAAUUCUUUGUGUCAAACCUGAAGGAAAUAGAGAGGAAGGAAAAAAAUAACAAAACAACUAUGGGCAACGCUUUUGCCAUCACUCUUUAUAAGAACUACGACUACAUCAAACAAAGUCGCAGGCACAUCAGUUAUCAGCAUAUAUUGUUCAUAUUCAACAUAGUGUUGAAUUCUGUUCAAUGACAAUAAAGACAACUAGAUACUGAAGAGAGGAUUAGAUUAAGUAGGUUUUGUAAAACAGAAAAAUUUGUGUUACAUAUGCAAUACUAAUGUAAAAUAGCAAAGAAUUAUGGAUUUUCAUUUUAAAAUUACACUACUGGAAACACAGCUCACCUAUACCACUUUGAUAACUAAAACAUACCUGCUAUAGCAGUCUCCUAAGAAGGCACAACUUUCUCUGAAUGCUCUUAGAAGAUCGUCCUUCUCAUCUGAUUUAAGGAAAUGAGGAUCCAUUAUAGCUGCUCUGACCAGUAAGUGAGCCUCACUUAAAAGAUGGAUGCAGCUCUCAGUUUUAACAUUUUCGUAAGUUCUACUAUAAUCUACCUAGAACAGACACAGGAUAUACUUAGGCUGCUGACAAAAAUUAGGAAUAUACAGGAACAAUUCUAAUGAGGAUGGCAGCUAUUUGAAACAGGAUUAUGGGCUAUUCGUAAGAAAUGUAUUACACUAUAUUCAACAAUGAUGUGCAUCAGAGAUUAAUUAACAUUAGUUAUUUUUAGUUAGCAAACAACAAAAGCAAGAGUUGGGCAAUACCAUUUCUCUGUAAAGCUGAAUUGUUGAAACGGUGUUUAUAAUAUAUAAAUUCCAACCAG
Molecule: messenger RNA, 5462 nt
Organism: Corvus hawaiiensis (hawaiian crow)
Lineage: Eukaryota; Metazoa; Chordata; Aves; Passeriformes; Corvidae
Gene: CP
Product: ceruloplasmin
Exons: 19
Coding region: 79-3261 (1060 amino acids)
Biological process (GO): iron ion transport
Cellular component (GO): plasma membrane
Molecular function (GO): copper ion binding; oxidoreductase activity
Source: RefSeq, a predicted model, not a curated record